Molecule: messenger RNA, 951 nt
Organism: Pelodiscus sinensis (Chinese soft-shelled turtle)
Lineage: Eukaryota; Metazoa; Chordata; Testudines; Trionychidae
Product: olfactory receptor 52E2-like
Biological process (GO): G protein-coupled receptor signaling pathway
Cellular component (GO): plasma membrane
Molecular function (GO): G protein-coupled receptor activity; olfactory receptor activity
Source: RefSeq, a predicted model, not a curated record
AUGACAACGUUCAACCUCACCCUGUCGGAGCCAUCAACAUUCAUCCUAAUGGGCAUCCCUGGCCUGGAAGCUGCCCACAUCUGGAUCGGCAUCCCUUUCUGUGCAUGCUACGUUAUCAGCCUCUUGGGAAAUUUCACGGUUCUGUUCAUUGUAGGUAAAGAGGAAACCCUGCACAAGCCAAUGUAUCUGCUGCUCUGCAUGCUGGCGCUCACAGACAUUGGCAUGUCUACCUCCAUCAUACCAAAGGCCCUGUGUAUAUUCUGGUUCAAUAUGAAAGGCAUUACAGUGGGUGGCUGCCUCACCCAGAUGUUCUUUGUUCACAUGCUUUCUAUUAUGUACUCAGCCAUCCUUGUGGCAAUGGCCUUCGAUCGCUACAUUGCCAUAUGUAACCCUCUGAGAUACACCACCAUCCUCACCCAUGCACGGACAUCCAACCUAGGCCUAGUGUGUUUGACAAGAGCUGUUCUCUUCACUUUUCCUGGAAUUCUGCUUCUGGUCAGGCUACAGUUCUGUGGCAACCACAUUAUUCCCAAUACAUUCUGUGACCAUGUAGCUGUAGCAAAGUUAUCAUGUGGGGACAUCACAGUCAACAAGGCAUACGGCUUGGUGAUAGCGCUUGUAGUCAUUGGGUUAGAUCUCAUGCUUAAUGCUUUGUCCUAUGGUCUGAUCCUCAGGGCCGUCCUCAAAAUCUCCUCCAAGAAAUCCCACCAGAAAGCCCUCAACACCUGCACUGCCCACCUCUGCGUGAUGCUCCUUUUUUAUAGUUCCGGUCUCUUCUCCAGCUUCACCUACCGUUUCGAGUCCCAGAAACUUGCUGGCAUGGGCAUGCUUGAAGGUUGCAGCAGAAGUGGAGACAGGUAUCUGCACUGUGACUAUCACCUUAGAGACUUCACGAUUACAAGAAGCCAGGAAAACAUACAGUGCAUGCAGGGAACUUGGUUCUGCCUCUAA